AAUUCACAUGUACAUUCACAUGUACAUAGGUAGCGGGCGAGCCUUCCAAACUUUGUAAAUGGCAAGUUGGGGGAAAUUACAAACUUCCAGCCAGUGCUAGAAGGGCACAAUAUUGAUAACUGUACAUGCCACAACUGGUGACCAUUACACUGAUAUUAACCCACAGUCUACAGGCAUGCAACUUUUCCUGGGAUCAGCUGAUUUCCUCGUUUUUCACUUCACACUGGUCCCGUUAGGAAUUGAAAAAUGCUGUACAAAAUGUCGGAAAUAUUGGAGCUUCCUGGUUUUUUGUUUUGUCAAAGUUGCAUGCCAGUGUCUUGUUAAGAUUUGAUGUAUCGUUACCGUGUGUAACUAGAUGCUUGCCUGCUGCAGUGGUGGCUGAUCUGCAAGAAACCAUGUGGUCAUGUGGUACUUUAACAUCGUUUUAUUAAACCCUGUUCCAUUUCAGCGGAGGCAAUAAGAAAACAAGAAAUACCGAUGUGUAGCAAGAAUCCAUGUGUGCUCUCCACAUGUGUGAGGCAUCUGGUGUUUUUGUUACGAGGACAUGUUCAUCACUGAUUGGUUGCAUUUCUCCUGUAUUCUUGGUCACUCCCGCCAGGUUCCAGCGUCAUGUGACCAACAUCAACGAGCGAGGCUUCAUUUGGACCCAGUUCGAGUCCUUCAGACAUGUGACUGAGAUGGACCUGUCUGAGAGCGGUCAGAAGAUUCGUAGCAUCCCAAAUGCUGGGGGGAACUCUGUGGACUCGGAGGUGCUGAGCUUUGAGCUUAUGCAUCGCUGCUUCGGAGCCCAGCUGCUGAAGACGGAAAUGGAGGUUGUCUAUUACCCGGAAGGCGGAUCCAUCACAGACUACACUUGUCUAAUGUUUGGCACCAGACUGGGCGUGUCCGUCACCAGGGCCAUGAAGUUCAAGGGGGAGUUUGAGCUGGAGGAUGCCGAGAAACUGCUGCAGAAAAAGCUGAGUGGUGUCGUAAAUUCCUCCCGGAACUCGCUGGAGUGCUGGAGCAAGCAGAUUCUGCACAUCUGGGCCACCAACCACAGCGUAGCCAAUCAGAUGGCCCGGGCCUACUCCCGAAUGCCCCGAGACCUCACCACCAACACCGUGGUCCUGGUCACCGUGGUAACCACCAAUGCUGACCGAGCUAUCAUCUUCGGAUGAGAUCAAAACUUGCCAAUGUUUUAUAUAUCACUCGCUGGUACAUGUAGUCAGAGUUUUUAUUCCUCCAUACGUAUGCAAGAGCUGUGAUCUAUUUAAUGCAUGGAGGAAUUAUAACAAAGCCAUUUUUAGGAAUUGUAACUGAAAUCACCCUUUAUAUGUUUAUAUUUUCUUCUAACAGAUUUAGGUUUGGAUUUGGAAUAUGUUAACUCUCAUAGCUACUUUUCAAAAAACCUUUUUAUAUCAGUUGAAUAACCAGGAUUCCAACUAUAAGUCGCCACCAUCACUAAGUGGCAACUUCUUCACAAAUUAGGGUUAGUCUUGAAAAACAAGACAAUUGACUGCAAAAAUCACCUGUAAGCCUAGAAUUCAGGCGCUUGAAAUUGAGGAGUUAGGACCCAGAAAAACUGCCUAUGCAUGUACCGGUACAAGUACAUUUGUAACCACUGAAAGUUCUCCCACCACACCUCCGAGGCUAAAAUCACCUGUAAGCCUAGAAUUCAGGCGCUUGAAAUUGGGGAGUUAGGACCCAGAAAAACUGCCUAUGCAUGUACCGGUACAAGUACAUUUGUAACAACUGAAAGUUCUCCCACCUCACCUCCGAGGCUGAAUUUUACCACCCCCAGUUUAUUUGCAAAAUGAGUAUUUCCCCAAAUGAUAUAAAAAUGCAGCUGUAGUGUAUGAAAAUGAAUGAUAUAUUUAUGUUAAUAUAAAUAUUUUAGGAAUAUAUGCAAAUGUACAUGAAAAUAUAAUUAGAAAGAUAUCAUAUUUGCAUGCAGAGAACAUUUUAAUUUAGUGGAAAUUCUUUAAUCUGCUUUUAUAUAAUACAAUAUAUUUUAUAAUGUAUGCAAAUGUAAAUAUGAAUGAAGAGAUGUGAUGUUAUUAAGCAACUGCACUUUUAAAUUUUGUUUUCUUUAAUCUGCUUCAAACAUUACACAUAAAAAUCCAUUGGUUCACAUGAAAUUUACAAAUUAUUUGCUGAAAAAAUACUGUACAGAUAUAAAGGCAUUUUGGUGACAAUUAACAUAAUUCCUACUUGAUUAACUGGUUUUUUUGAAACCUCAUAAUUCUUCAUAAUUUCUGGCUUUUUAACAAGAUAAUGAAAGAUUCCAAAUAGCAGUCUUUAUGAAAGUUACUCCUGCACUUGCAUUUGAAUGGUUAACCUAAAAACCUUUUACUGCAUGAGAGGAAAACAAAAAUUCAAAAGUGAUCAACAAUGGCCUAGACUGUCAACAUUCCCACAGAAUAUAAACCAAGACUUGUUCUUACUAUUUUGGAUAAUUUCACCUACAGUAUGUUCAGUUGAAAAGAAGUACUGCUCGUAUAUAGUCGUUUUCUCUUGAAUUCAGUCUUAGUAAUGUACAAUGACAGCAUAUUACUUUUGUAAUCUGAGGAGUUAAUUAAAAUGUCAUGGUGUAGAUUUUAUCUACAUGUAAGGAUAAGCUAA
Molecule: messenger RNA, 2601 nt
Organism: Acanthaster planci (crown-of-thorns starfish)
Lineage: Eukaryota; Metazoa; Echinodermata; Asteroidea; Valvatida; Acanthasteridae
Source: RefSeq, a predicted model, not a curated record